AUUCACACGAAGCCAAAGCGCAGGUAUGCGACGACAGCUGGCAGCAGACGCCAACUCAUUCACUUUGGAUCUGCCUGCUUGCGUUUUCCUUCUUUCUGCAGGUCGUUGCUUGUGUGGUACUUGUGUGUGUGGGAUUCGCUGUCACCAUGGCGCACGCGUGGUACCAUUCCGAGGACCUCCUCACCAGCGGGCUCUGUGAGCUGGUGUUCGCCCUCGUCGUCGUGGGAUUCAUCCUCAUGUACAUGUGCAUGCAAACACUCCAGAAAGAAGAGGCCAAUGCGCGCGGUGACAGGCGCUGUGGAUGGUGUGCUGUGCCUGCAGGUCAAGUGGGUUCGGUGUCCGUAUCGAAUGCGACUGGCAGCGGAUGCAUGUAGGAAAGCAAAGCGAAUCAAUCGAGGGGUGCUUCUGGAAUGGAAUGGAUGGCGACUGCUCGUGUGGGUAACCCUCAUUGCAGACGGCCCAGCUGGCGUUUGUGAUCCACGCGCUGAUCCAGAUCUCGCUGGGCUACGUACUACCGGCGUGGAUGUGGUCAGCCAGCAACAGCCACACCCACAGCAGCACAAGGCACACUGAAGAAAUGCACUCGCCAUCCGUUUGUGUGUGCGUGUAUGUGUCCGUGCAGGUACUACCGAGGCACGUGGUUCAAGAUCAUCUUCAUCAUCUUGUCGUGGCUGACGCCCCUGCGGCACUUUGUGGAGGCGCUGUCGGACAAGAUGCGGGAGAGCAAGGUGUCCGAGCAGUUCUUCCUCUUCGCCUUCCUCGUCCACUCCAUCCAGUAUGUGUGGCUGCUCGUCAAGUAUCUGAAUGACUAAGGCGUUGGGCGUGGACGUGGGCGUGAUAAGGCAAUUCCCCUCUCUGGGCGUGGAUGGGGUUUUCUCACAUAUGUAGGCCAUCGUGCAUGAUUCCGUCGUACGUGUGGGUGUGUGUAUGGGUCUUCCGUGCUUAGCGGCGGUAUUGGUGCCGCUGUGUGGCUGGGGUGCCGGGUUUUCUCGUUGAGUGGUGGGGCGCUCGUUUGUCUUUCGUGGGUAGGCUACGUUAUUUGCAUCGAUCAUGUUCAUGUGUGUGUGUGUGUGGAUAUGUAUAUGUAUGGUACGUGUACGACUUGAAAGCACCGACACGCAUCUUUUUCCCCUCCUCGUCUAUUGGUCAACGACGUGUCCCUGUCUGUGAGACUAUGAGCGUGGUUGUUGUCUGACAUCGGCAUCGGGCAGCGCUGGGCAGGAGUGGAUCCAAGCAGUUCACAUUGCCGAACGUGCCAGCUGGCGAGUUGGGCGAUAUGUGCUGCUUGCAGAUCAACCCUGUUCAGGCGGCGCUUGGGUAUGUGUCCGCUCACGAGUCAGACUGACGGACAUCCUCGUACAUUUGUCUAAUGGGACAGACUGUUAUACAGCCAACGCGAUGC
Vitrella brassicaformis is the source of this 1402-nucleotide messenger RNA. The record is from the annotation of a GenBank genome assembly. Lineage: Eukaryota; Vitrellaceae.